Corythoichthys intestinalis (scribbled pipefish) is the source of this 3161-nucleotide messenger RNA. It is a transcript of the gene kat2a, whose product is annotated as K(lysine) acetyltransferase 2A. Gene Ontology annotation, cellular component: ATAC complex; nucleus. The transcript has 18 exons. The record is from RefSeq and is a predicted model, not a curated record. Gene Ontology annotation, molecular function: protein binding; histone H3 acetyltransferase activity. Lineage: Eukaryota; Metazoa; Chordata; Actinopteri; Syngnathiformes; Syngnathidae. Gene Ontology annotation, biological process: positive regulation of transcription by RNA polymerase II; chromatin remodeling. The coding region runs from base 190 to 2583 and encodes 797 amino acids.
AAAACACUACAUUACCCACAACCUUGUGGAGACUACUCGUUGCCUUUCCAGUCACUACGGCUCAUACCUAGUGUCGUCGUUAAGUGGGUGAAAUUCAACUGUGCAUGAAUGACGCGACUUUCAGCUGUACUUGAACGCAGCGCACGAGCUCAGCACCUCUAGCAGCUAAAGAAGAGGAAGGCGUUUGAAAUGUCGGACCCGGCGGCUCAGGCCCUGCAACCCCGGCUCCUCCAAGCCCAGUCGGCCGCCGGGUCGAGUGGGUCCGGUGCCGGUGCCGCCGCGGCUUCGGGUAGCAGCGACCCGGCCAGGCCCGGCCUGAGCCAGCAGCAACGCGCCAGCCAGAAGAAAGCUCAAGUUCGAGCCUUUCCGCGGGCGAAGAAGCUCGAGAAACUUGGCGUUUUCUCCGCCUGCAAGGCCAUUGACACAUGUAAAUGCAACGGAUGGAAGAACCCCAACCCCCCCACGGCUCCUCGGGUAGACCUGCAGCAACAAGCCGCCAGCUUGAGCGAGCCGUGUCGCAGCUGCGGACAUGCCCUGGCUGACCACGUAUCCCACCUGGAGAACGUGUCGGAGGAUGAGAUCAACAGACUGCUGGGGAUGGUGGUAGAUGUGGAGAACCUGUUCAUGUCUGUGCAUAAGGAGGAGGACACGGACACUAAGCAGGUCUACUUUUACCUGUUCAAGCUGCUGAGAAAGUGCAUCCUGCAGAUGAGCCAGCCGGUGGUGGAAGGCUCGCUAGGCAGUCCGCCCUUUGAGAAACCCAACAUUGAACAGGGCGUGUUGAACUUCGUGCAGUACAAAUUUAGCCACCUGGCGCCCAAGGAACGGCAGACCAUGUUCGAGCUGUCCAAGAUGUUCCUGCUGUGCCUGAACUACUGGAAGCUGGAGACGCCGACGCAGUACCGGCAGCGCACGCAGAAGGAAGACGGCACGGCCUACAAGGUGGACUACACGCGCUGGCUGUGCUACUGCCACGUGCCUCAGAGCAACGACAGCUUGCCGCGCUACGAGACCACGCACGUCUUCGGACGCAGCCUGCUCAAGUCCAUCUUCACCGUCACGCGGCGCCAGCUUCUGGAGAAGUUCCGCGUGGAGAAGGAUAAACUGCUGCCCGAGAAGCGGACGCUCAUCCUGACGCACUUCCCCAAGUUUCUGUCCAUGCUAGAGGAAGAAAUCUACGGGGAAAAUUCGCCCAUCUGGGAAGCUGACUUCACCGUGCCCGCCAGCGAUGGCGCACAGCUGGGGCAUCAGACGGUGAUCGGUCCGACGGCAGUUUCGGGCCCGUCCGCCCUCUCCAAGGCUCUGAGCGCGGCUUCGUCUCUCGGCGGUCUGGACGCGGCGUGUUCGGAGCCAAUUCUAGGCGAGAAGCGUAAACUCCCCGAGGCGCUGACGCUAGAGGACGCCAAGCGCAUCCGCGUGAUGGGCGAUAUUCCCAUGGAGCUGGUCAAUGAAGUCAUGAUGACCAUCACGGACCCCGCCGCCAUGCUGGGCCCCGAGACCAACCUCCUGACGCCCAACGCGGCCCGCGACGAGACUGCGCGUCUGGAGGAGCGUCGCGGCAUCAUCGAGUUCCACGUGAUCGGCAACUCGCUGUCUCAGAAAUCUAACAAGAAGAUCCUGAUGUGGCUGGUGGGCCUGCAGAAUGUCUUCUCGCACCAAUUACCUCGCAUGCCCAAAGAGUACAUCACGCGGCUGGUUUUUGACCCUAAGCACAAGACCUUAGCCCUCAUUAAAGAUGGGCGUGUCAUCGGGGGCAUCUGUUUUAGGAUGUUUCCCACUCAAGGUUUCACGGAGAUCGUCUUCUGCGCCGUCACCUCCAAUGAGCAAGUGAAGGGCUACGGCACGCACUUGAUGAACCACCUGAAGGAGUACCACAUCAAACACAACAUCCUCUACUUUCUCACCUACGCUGACGAAUACGCCAUCGGCUACUUCAAGAAGCAGGGCUUCUCGAAAGACAUCAAAGUGCCCAAAAGUCGCUACCUGGGCUACAUUAAAGAUUACGAGGGAGCCACGCUGAUGGAGUGCGAGUUGAACCCCAGGAUUCCCUACACGGAGCUGUCGCACAUCAUCAAGCGGCAGAAAGAGAUCAUCAAGAAGCUGAUUGAGAGGAAGCAGAAUCAGAUCAGGAAAGUCUACCCGGGCCUGACCUGCUUCAAGGAGGGCGUGCGGCAGAUCCCCGUGGAGAGCAUUCCGGGCAUAAGAGAAACUGGAUGGAAGCCGAGCGUUAAGGAGAAAGUGAAAGAAGUGAAGGACCCCGAUGUGUUGUACAACAUGCUGAAGAACCUUCUUGCUCAGAUCAAGACUCACCCUGACGCUUGGCCAUUCAUGGAGCCCGUCAAGAAGUCUGAAGCGCCCGAUUAUUACGAGAUCAUCCGCUUCCCCAUCGACCUGAAGACCAUGACGGAGCGCUUGAAGAACCGCUACUACGUGACCAAGAAGCUUUUCAUCGCCGACCUGCAGCGCAUCAUCACCAAUUGCCGCGAGUACAACCCGCCCGACAGCGAGUACUGCAAGUCGGCCAACACGCUGGAGAAGUUCUUCUACUUUAAACUCAAAGACGGCGGCCUCAUAGAGAAAUGAAUAUCGUCUCGCGUUUUCUUUUCGACGCCAACGCGGUACCAAAGUUGCGCGCCGGAAACAGACUUGAUUAAUAACGUGUCAUUCCGCUCGUCGAGUCGCCAAAAGCUGGACCCGGCCGACUCCAAAGCCACGUUGCCUUCAUUUACUGACACACUUGAAGCUUCCGGCUGCCAUUUUUGUUUUCUUUUUUUUUUUUUGUCGGCCAUUUUUCUUUGAAUAUGAAAAAAACUAAGCGCAAAAUGCUGUUUGUGAAAGACUCGAUAGGUUACGUGUUACGCUUUGUCACGUUUGUCAACGCAAGUUAGUAAAAAAACGUUUGCUUUUUUUUUCGCUCCUUUGUGUGGAAAAAUGUCUUUUGAGCCAGAGGUAGUUUUUUUUUUUUUUUAAAGACAUUGAUUGUGCCUCUGGGUUUAAAUAUUUGCUUGAAAGUGCAUUAUUUGGGUGCUACACAAGAUUCUGCUGCCUUCACUACAAACCGAAAAAGAAUCUAGGUUACUGUUUUCUACUUUAUCCAUAAAGUGUUCCGUUUCCAUGACAUCCAAUGCCAGUUACCAUCACUGUAUUACUAUAUGACAAUA